This is a messenger RNA of Microsporum canis CBS 113480, 933 nucleotides long. RefSeq lists its product as uncharacterized. Bases 1 to 933 code for a protein of 310 amino acids. Lineage: Eukaryota; Fungi; Ascomycota; Eurotiomycetes; Onygenales; Arthrodermataceae. The transcript has 2 exons. The record is from RefSeq and is a predicted model, not a curated record.
AUGCCACGCCUCAGUUUGGAGACUAUCGCCCUAAAACGAGUCAAUGACGACUUGGGAGCCGCAGCCGCAACCUACAAAUCUAGUGGUGAAGGUGAAGUCGACGGCUCUACUGGCGGCCAUAGCCCACCUCGCGUUGCAAUCCUGGUUACAACUGUGGCUGCCGUCAUCAUCGUUGGUAUGUCACUAUUCUGGUUUGUUAGAUGGCGAACCAGGAAAGCGCGGUACCUCUCUAAAUAUACCCGCCGUCAAACUUCAACCAGAACUGGAAAAUCUGAAAUAAGCCUGAAGAAGCAUUCUCCGCCACCAACAGGUAAAUGGUCGAAGCCAACCGCAAAAAGUGGCUUAGAUUGGAAUCCAGAAUCAACAUUUGCAAAGCCAUCUGCUACGAAACCAUACGUGGGAAAACCAUACGCACAAUCACAAGCAAUGCUCUCUUCUUCAAGCAUCAAGAAUUUCUGGCAUAACUCCAUAGGGGCAAGUCGAACUCCGAAGCUGCAUGUUAGGGGUAAGCUCUCCUCCAGCUCAAAGGAACUUGAAGGACUACCUAUACACCACCGAGGUGAUAGUGGUGGCAAUCCACUCCUCCGUGAAACCGUAACAGAAAUCGAAAUGCCACCAAAGGGCUUCCAGAGGGCACUGAGUACUCCUUCAUCCUCCAUAUUCCAUCUAGAUCGACCUUCGGUGAGAGACAGGCCGCUGUCAACUACUUCCACCUUGGAUCAAACACCCCAUAAUGCAUCUACUGCCCAAACUGGGUCGAUGGUAUCGAAAUAUCCAUGGUCACCAACUACGCACAUAACCCCGAUCGAACCAUCCUACAACUCGAUGACAUUCUUUAACCACCGAGAAUCAUACGGCAGCAGUAUUCAUAAUAUCGAAACCACGGCAACAACCACGACGGACCAUCCACGCUCUCAUCACCAGAAUAGCUAG